Molecule: messenger RNA, 1151 nt
Organism: Xiphophorus maculatus (southern platyfish)
Lineage: Eukaryota; Metazoa; Chordata; Actinopteri; Cyprinodontiformes; Poeciliidae
Gene: dcps
Product: decapping enzyme, scavenger
Exons: 6
Coding region: 37-1029 (330 amino acids)
Biological process (GO): deadenylation-dependent decapping of nuclear-transcribed mRNA
Cellular component (GO): nucleus; P-body
Molecular function (GO): RNA 7-methylguanosine cap binding; hydrolase activity
Source: RefSeq, a predicted model, not a curated record
GAGACGAUCUUUGAUCGCAGCAGCGGCGGCUCGGACAUGGCGACCGUCGCGGCUAAACGUGAAAUUUCCAGCGCUGAAAGCGAAGAGUCGUCUCGUGAAGCCAAGAGGGCGAAAGGUGACGACAAGAAUGGCGAGGAGACCGGAAAUGAACCGGAAUGGAAAAACAUUCUCUCUACGUUCACAACGUCCAGCGUGCUGAGUGAUUCUGCCCGGGAGAAAAUCAUGUUUCUCCACGGAAAGAUAGCUGGUGAUGAGGCCGUGGUGGUCCUGGAGAAGACCCCCAUCAGAGAGGAGUCCCUGGCGGAGCUCUUCAGGGACUCCAAGCUCAGGCUGGACAUGAGGAACGACAUCUACAGCUCCUACCGCCUCCAGGCGCCCCCUCACCUCAAUGAGAUCAAGACCACGGUGGUGUGUCCGGCCACAGAGAAGCACGUGAAGAAGUACAGGCGGCAGGAGAGUUUCCUGGUGGAAGAGACGGGGGACGACUACCGCUCCGUCACUCUGCCCUACGUUCAGCAGCAGAGUUUGAGCCUGCAGUGGGUCUACAACAUCCUGGAGAAGAAGGCCGAGGCAGAGCGGGUGGUUUACGACGAUCCGGACCCCGAGGUCGGCUUUGUCCUGCUUCCUGACCUGAAGUGGGACCAAAAACAGGUGGACGACCUCUACCUGAUCGCCAUCGCUCGUCAGAAAGACAUCAAGAGUCUUCGAGACUUGUCGUCGGAGCAUCUCCCACUGCUGCGCAACAUCUUCCACAAGGGAAAGGCGGCCAUCUUGGAGCGCUACAACCUUCCGGCCAGCAAGCUGAGAGUCUACCUGCACUACCAGCCCUCCUACUACCACCUCCAUGUCCACUUCACCAAGCUGGGCCACGACGCGCCGGGCUGCGGCGUGGAGCGGGCCCACCUCCUGGCCGACGUCAUCCAGAACCUGCAGACCGACCCGCAGUUCUACAGAACCAGGACGCUGUGGUUCCCCCUGAGGGCGGACGACGGGCUGCUGGGCCGGUUCAAGGAGGCCGGGAGGCUCUAACUGAGACCACACUCUCAAAUUCAGAUGGGUUUAAAUUGUGACCUUCUUCUGAUUCCUCUAGGGUUUAUUUUUUUAAGUUUCUUGUGCUUAUUUUAAUAAAUUUUUCGUAUUAUUUGGCUGAA